AUGACGUUUAGCCCAAGUCAACCUAUCCCGACAGGGAGACAAGAAGGGACAGCCCGUGGGCUUGCGGCUUCGUUUGGGACCUCGUUCCGUUCUCCGUCGCCUUUGGCUCACGAGUCUCUCGCGCGAGACUUGGAGGAGUGCUCGGAUGGUGACGACAAGGAGGUUGGCCUCAAAAGGGAGGAAGAUGGAAGCGACUCCGAGGGUGGUAUUGGGCCCUCGCUGUACCGGGCCCCUAGUGGCAUUGCUUUUGGGGCUACGAGGCCUUCUUUGAGCCCGGGAGGCUUUGACGAGGCACCCCUCACCCGGCUGGAACGGACACGUAGCCUCGAAGAAGAGCGCUCGCUGCUUCAUGACAACCACAUCCUCCCGAACAAGGAACAAGUCGCCCACUUCCAAGGCCCCCUAGGUGCCAUAUACAGGCGGAUAUUCGGCAUCAGUUUGCCGCGGCAGCCGCCUGAUGCGGAGGCUCCUCGGAUUGUCGUCGGCUUGUCCGAGACUUCGCCCUUGCUCGGAAAAAGCGUCAGUAUACGCUCGACCCCGGAAAACCUUAAAAGACAAUGGGAGGAGGCAGUCGCCGCGGGACAAAUCAAGACGACAUGGCAGAGGGAGGCUAGAACUAUAGCCGUGUACUCGAGGUCUCUGGUGGUCACCUUCUUGCUGCAGUAUUCGCUCAACGCCACACCCAUCUUCACAGUCGGCAGGCUAGGCACGCUCGAGCUCGGCGCUGUCUCGCUCGCCUCCAUGACGGCAAAUAUUACCUGUUACUGCCCAAUACAGGGCCUUGCGACCAGUCUCGACACCCUCUGCGGACAGGCCUAUGGGUCCGGGCACAAGCAACUCGUCGGAUUGCAGUUGCAGAGGAUGAUAUACUUUCUGCUUCUGAUCCUCGUGCCAAUUGCGGCCAUCUGGCUGAGUGCCGAGCCAAUACUGGCCGCCAUGAUUGAGCCACAGAGUGCUGCUCUUGCGGCUUCCUACCUCCGCAUCAUUCUGCUAGGGGCUCCCGCCUAUGCCGUCUUCGAGGCCGGCAAGCGAUUCGUGCAGGCACAGGGCUUGUUCCAUGCGACAACAUAUGUGCUUCUCGUUGCCGCGCCCACCAACAUAUUGCUAAACUGGCUGUUCGUCUGGAAGCUCGGAUGGGGAUUCAACGGAGCGCCGGUGGCGGUGGCAAUCACGCAAAACAUGCUUCCCCUGUUUCUUUUCCUGUAUGUCUGGCUGGUCGAUGGCUCCGAAGCAUGGGGUGGGUUCAGGCGCGCCGCAUUCAGGAACUGGGGGCCCAUGGUCAGGCUCGCUCUGCCUGGCAUGGUCAUGGUGGUGGCCGAAUGGUUUGCAUUUGAGAUACUGACGCUCGCCUCGGGGAGGAUUGGCAUCGAGUACAUGGCGGCUCAGAGCGCCUUGGUGGCAGUGACGAGCACGCUCUUCCAGAUCCCGUUCCCGCUCUCCGUCGCCGGAUCGACCCGAGUCGCCAACCUCAUCGGGGCCCAGCUCGUGGAUGCUGCGAAGACGUCUGCUAGAGUGACAUUUGCCAGUGGGCUGAUCGUGGGGCUCUUCAACUUGACGCUCCUCUUGAUUUUCAGAAAUCACAUUCCAGCGCUAUUCACUCGUGACAGUGAAGUCAUCGAGCUGAUAGCCAAGACACUCCCUAUCUGCGCCGUCAUGCACUUGUUUGACUGCGUGGCUGCCAUGUCGCAUGGGCUGCUACGUGGCAUUGGCCGCCAGGAGUUUGGAGGUUACGCCAAUCUGGCGUGCUACUACCUAGUUGGCUUGCCAAUAUCACUAGGGCUUGGAUUUGGCCUUGAUUGGGAGAUCACAGGCUUGUGGACUGGCGUCACGUUUGCCCUCUUUCUUGUCUCUAUGGUCGAAUAUUGGUUUAUCUGGGCUUCUGACUGGGACCGAGCUGCCCACGAAGCCGAGACAAGAAACGCAGCCGGAUAG
Lasiosphaeria miniovina is the source of this 1932-nucleotide messenger RNA. Its product is annotated as mate-domain-containing protein. Lineage: Eukaryota; Fungi; Ascomycota; Sordariomycetes; Sordariales; Lasiosphaeriaceae. Gene Ontology annotation, molecular function: xenobiotic transmembrane transporter activity; antiporter activity. Bases 1 to 1932 code for a protein of 643 amino acids. The transcript has 3 exons. Gene Ontology annotation, biological process: xenobiotic detoxification by transmembrane export across the plasma membrane. The record is from RefSeq and is a predicted model, not a curated record. Gene Ontology annotation, cellular component: membrane.